ACAGUGCUAUGAAAGAAGAAGAGAAGGCGGCUCUAUGAAUGCAACCAACGCAGGAGGCUUCUGCUUUCCUCCCUCCCUGCCAGGCUGCCGCCAGCCCCUCUCUUUCGCCGGCGGAUGUGCACAGCCCCUCCCUUCCUCUCCCUCCCUGCCUUCUUCCCCCGCCGGGGCCUUUUGCCCUGUUUCGAAAACACGGAGGCUGCCAACGCCGCGCAACCAUGCCGGAGCCGCCUUGAGUCGGGGGACGGAGGGCUUGGUUGGGAGACGCCGAGGUCGCCACUCCCAGGUACAAGAGGCGGGGCCACGCGGGGGGCGUCCACACUGGGCAAUGAGGGUGCUUUGACGCCGCUUCAACUGCCGUGUCGCAGCGCUAUGUCAUCGUGGGGAGCUCCAGUUUGUUUCAAAUACAGAAGUGACAUGAGCAUGUGACCACCAAUAGGAUGUGAUUUUGAAGUAUGAUGGCACUGUUGAUGGGACCACUGAAUUUCUACAACCUUGUGUACAUCAGUGUGAUAGCUUCUGCUUCAUACAGCUCAUUUGAAAAAAACACAUCAUCAUCACUCCAACCGCAUAUAAAUGCAAAGGAUUUUGAGUAUGUGUUAACAUGGAAAACUGGAAAUAAUACGAGGAUGCCGACAUGCUUCAACGUGAUAUAUUAUUCAUCAAGUCUGGAAACAAAGUCAAAUUCAGAAAAAAAAGACGAGGGACAAGAUGCAUCUUCCAGCAAGUCCAGGUUCCAGCAAAGCGAGGAUCCAAAUCAUCCCGUCCUGCAACCAGGGGAGCCAUCUGUCUGUCCAUCUAUGCCAGAAAGAAGUGAUUGGUUCAAAAAUCACAGAAUUGUCCCAGAAUGUUCCAAUAUCACAAGGCCAUUCUGCAACCUAACAAAAGAAUUUACAGACCUUUGGACAACGUACCUCAUUUUAGUGGAGCAGGUCACAAAAAAUGGAGUAACUCGAUCAUUGAUAGAAUUCAGUCCCUACUCAAACAGCUGCUUGGGCCAGCCUCAGUUUAAUGUUUCAUCUUGUCCAAACUGUGUAAAUGUGUCAGUGAAACUUUCAUCACCCCUGCUACUGAAAGUAUACAGAGACAUUAGCUAUACAAUCAAGGUGUCAACAGCAGGUUUCCCAGACAAGCGAGAUGACAAUACAACCAAACAAGAGAGUUUCAGUGUUGUUAUGGGAAAUUUGCUUCCAAACAGAAAUUAUUGCAUUACUGUGGAUGUGUUUACAAAUUUAAAUACACAGUGCAGUCCGUCUUCCCCAAAAUGUAUUAUCACCGGGUCUAAGAAUAAAUCAAUCAAACAAUCAGAUCAUAUUAUAAUUCCAGUCUCGCUUGGGAUAUUUGUGUCAUUGAUCGUGAUAGUGAUCCUGCUUGUGCUCUAUAAAAUCGGUCUUAUCUGCUUAAGGACAGAUUGGCCAAAUACCUUGGAUUUCAUCCCUAAAUUUGCUUAUUCAACCUUUGAUUCAGUCCCUGAAGAAGUGCAUAGUGUCAAGGUCACUGAAAAAACUAAAAAAAAGGUAUGGCGCUGUGAUGAUAAUGGUGAUGGUGAUGAUUACAGCGACGACAGUGGAAGUGAUGUUGAAAAUAAUCAUUUAUAUACUGUUCGCAAGCAAUUAAAAAACGGUUCUACUGUAGACAUCGUAGAGCAGCUGUCUCUAGACAGUUCAUCUCCUGAAAAUGAUGUAAACGAGCCUGGAGUUGCUGAAGCAGACAUCCUUCAGAAUGAGAUUAGCAAAGACGAAAGUAUAACAACAAGACAACCUCUUUGUGAUUCUUCUAAAGGGAACGCUACAAAUGAACCAGAGUUGGAGCUCAGCAGCUGCUUAAAUGUGAAUUUAAAUAGUGUAAAGCUAGGAAUAUCUAUCAAUACUCAGGAUGUUCCUGCAUCACUAGACCCUCCUGAUCAUGAGGAUUCAGCCAACGUGAAAGAACCAUGCAUUACCAGUGACUCAACCCAUUUCACUGACACCUCAAAUGUGCAGACCCCCAAUGUCCAUAGCCUCUUCUCUACAUGGCAAAAUCCUGGUGCGUCUGGAGAAAGUGAGUCGUCUGAUUCAGAAACAGACUACGUUGGUGACUAUAUCAAAAGAGAAAGCAAUCAAGAGAAUAUUACCACUUGACCUUGGCCAGUUUAUUUCCAGCUUGUUGGAGAGCUGAAUAGUAUAUAUUCUGUAAUGCAUCAGUAUUAUUAAUUGUGCACAUAAAUGCAGCACCGUCCUGAAUUACUUUAUGUACCGGGUCCUAGAGAAGUGCACUUGGAAAGGACCAGGCGCAGAGCUUUUUCUAUUUCUGCCCCUGCCUUAUGGAAUGCCUUGCCGCCCUAUAUGAGAGCCAUGCGUGAGUUAGGGCCUUUUACCCUAGCACUCAAGACCUGGCUCUUUACUAGAUCUUGUAAUCUAUGUUAAUUUUAUUAAUAUUUGUAUGUAUGUAUUUUUAUCCUUUACAAUUUUAUCUUGUAAAUCGCCUAGAGCAUCGUGGAUGGAGGGCGAUUAAUAAGUAAUUAAAUGAUGAUGAUGAUGAUGAUGAUGAUGAAUUGCCACAGAAUUAACAUAUAUCUGAAUUCAGGGUUUCUGUGAGGCACAAGACUAAUCAAUAUCAAGUACAAAAAAUAAUGCUAGUUUUCUGUAUAGAUUGAAUAGAAUUAAGUGAAAAAGGCAAGUCCCAACAUUUCCGUGCAUCUCCUGUUGCUAAAGGGUAGCUUUAAAAUAAAACCUACUUUCAGACUGCACUUCUUGGGGCUUGUCUACACCAGCCCGUUACCCAGAUGUCAAACCUGGAUGUCUAGGGACUUCUCUAGUCCUUCAUGGGGGGAAACCAGACUAAGCCAGUUUAACCCAGCGUUUAGCAAAAUCAAGGAAUGCUCUGAAGUUGCAUAUAGCGACGGUCUGAAUUGCUUCAGAGUGCUUUCAUUGUGGUUUUGGCAGUCAUCGAGAAUAACCUUUGGAAUCUGAGGGGUGCUAUGUUUGUUUAUACUUCAGUUUAUUUAGGAGACUGGAAAGUCCAAUGCCAUCACUGUUACAAAAUAAGUAGGGCUACUAGUGCAAUCCAGUACUCCUAAGCUACUGCUGCUAUUUCAUAUUUAUGUUUUUCACACAGAGUGAAGAAAUUUCCCACUUCCUUGUCUCAUGUCAUUAGCAGCCUGACUAGUUCUUUAGACCACAAAUCAUUCUGCCAGCUGAUGAACAACAACCUCCGUCAGCUCUCACAACAGGCUAUGUUGAUUCCAGCUGAUGGGUUUGGAGUUCAACAGUAUCUGGAGAGCCACCAGUUCAUCACUCCCUCCUUUAGUCAUAUGCAAUGUAGUAGGAGAAGAGACAAAAAUCCAACUCUUUGGCUCUUUUAUUUUCAUCUUUGAAUAAUCUCUGAUAAAUUUCCCAUUCUAGAGAAUCUGAUUUAUAACAAUGGAUUGGAAUAGGUGUUGCCAUUUACUUCUUUUUAGACAUAUCCCAAUGUUCCUAGUGUUCAACCCAACACUAAAUAAUUUAAUUCUUCAUGUUGUUGAAAGCCAUCUUAUUUCCCUCAGAAAGUAAGUAAAGACACAGAACUCCACGAUACACUAGAAUGAGUGCCUGCUGUUUCAUGCUGGGACUCAGAGCAUCAUGUGCUUGUUCUGUUGAAUUGUCGAGUUCGCCCCAGUGAUCAGAGAACAGCUAAAUAUGUUAGUGUAUGUUAGUUCAUAAUACCCAAAUGUGAAGUUAACAAAGUUAAGCCUAGAUGCAGAGGUGUUUUUUUAAAAAAAAGAAUAAUAAAAUUUCACUUUUAAAAAAUAACUGCUGAUUUGAAGGUUGGCAGUUUGAAUCCGUGAGAUGGGGUGAGCUCCUGUCUGUCAGUCCUAGCUUUCCAUACAGGGACAUGAGAGAAGCCCCCCACAGGAUGGAAAUACUUUCAGGUGUCUCCUGGGCAAUGGCUUUGAAGACAGCCAAUUCCCUCACAUCUGAAGCGACUUGCCUCAAUUCUCCUCUGACACAAUAAAUAACUCAUACUAAAUUGCUCAUUAUGGCUACAGGCACAUUCAUAAAAUUUCCUUUUUAAAAAAAGGCCAAGGAAGUUCAAAUACAUGCAUUCAGUGCAGAAUUAGCUCUUUAAUUGUGCCAUUUUUUUCAGGACUUGGAAAAAGUAUUUCUUUGGCUACAGCUCCCAGAAUCCUCCAUCAGCAUGUCCAUUGACUAUGCUGCCUGGACUAUUUCGAUAAUUGUAGCUCCUUCCCAAAUAACUUUAUCUAACUGCACUUUCUUUAAUUUAGCAUCAUUUCAUUAUUUAAUAUUUGCAGAGGUUUUAUGAUUGCUAAAUAUAUUUGGCCAAGGCCAAGAAUACUGUGCUGUGUUUCUUUAGUUGUACCUACAAUCUUCGCAUUUCCCACUUUCCAACUCAUGGCUGCCGUGAUCUCUUUACGAAAAUUUGACACAUUCUGGGGAAGAAUUUAGGAUUUCAUUGGCACUUCCAACCUGUGGCUCUGGACUAUAUCUCCUACCUUAACAAAAAUGUAGUGCAGUUCGCCCUCCAUAUCCACAGGUUCUGCAUCCAUGGAUUUAAUCAACCACAAUUCAAAAAGUAUUUUUUUUAAUCCAGAAAGGAAACCUUGAUUUUGAUGUGCACCAAGCAGGAUGCUGAAGUGUAGCCACACCUUGCUAUAGUCUGCCAUCAUUCUGCAGAUCCUCACGCUCUCUCCGGCACUUUUUAGUUUUUUGCCAUUUUAUAUAAUGGAUGCCAUUUUACUACACCAUUGUAUUUAGUGGGACUUGAGCACGCAUACAUUUUGAUAUCCAUGGGGGAUGCUAGAACCAAACUCCUACAGAUACCAAGGACUCACUGUACUUACUAUUACACUCAGAUUGAUUUGCUAAAAACAAUGGGAGAGCUUUUUCGUGCAUGCCUCUUUUUUGUGUGUGUCAGGAGCGACUUGAGAAGCUGCAAGUUGCUUCUGGUGUGAGACAAUUGGCCAUCUGCAAGGACAUUGCCCAGGGGAUGCCCAAAUGUUUUUACCAUCCUUGUGGGAGACUGCUCUCAUGUCCCCGCAUGGGGAGCUGGAGCUGACAGAGGGAGCUCACCCGCUCUCCCCAGGUUGGAUUCGAAUUGGCAACCUUCACGUCGGCAACCCAACCUUCAAGUCAGCAGUCCUGCCAGCAGAAGAGUUUAACCCACUGCACUACCGGGGGCUCUGCCUGAUUAAAAUACUACCUUAAACUCUUGGUCAAGACACAGUUGUUUCCGUAUUAUGCUUUACUGUGGGAAAGUGACUUUUACAUCAAAGAGGAACUUGCUUCCUUGCAACCUCAGAUGUAAUUUCUAACCAAAUAUUUUAAAACAAUUAACCGCUUCCUUGGGAGUGGAUCUGCUGCUCAGCAGGAGUUUUCAGCUUGCUACUGGGAACAGUUGUUGUGUGCCUGCCUUCAAGUCCUUUCCGCCCGUUUUCUUGGCAAAAUGUGUUCAGAUGGGGCUUGUCCUUGCUUUCCCCUGAGGCUGAAAGAAUAUUAUAACCUACCCAAGGUCACCAAGUGGACUUCCAUGGCUGAACAGAGAUUCGAACUCUGCUCUCCAGUGUCCUAGUCCAAUGCUGAAACCAAUACACAGUAUUGGAUUUAAGUCCUUCCCAGGCACAAAAAGAGUUCUUCCACAUAUUUGUACACAGUUUCCUAAGAAAGGGAAAACUAUGACUCCUUCCUAAGAAAGGGCAAACUCCUGACUUUUUUUUUCUGUAUUUAUACAAUAGGACCUGUUACAGUUACUUCAGCCUUGUUUUGUAUUAUCUUUACAUUUUUUUACUAGCAUACAGUAAUUUUGAAUACUAUGAAGUACAUUAAUAGUAUCUCUAAUUUUGUUGUAUCUUUUUUAUAUCUUCUUUGAUUAAAGAGAUUAUUAAAAUGGCAUUUGAUACAUAUUGUUGACUGCAUGAAUGACAGGAUGACAGCAUACUAACAUUCAAAUCUAGUGACUAGAUCUAUCUAUGUGUUGUCGAAGGCUUUCAUGGCCGGAAUGACUGGAUUGCUGUGAGUUCCAGAAGCAUUCUCUCCUGACGUUUCACCCACAUCUAUGGCAGGCAUAGAUCUAUUUAGUUUUUGUCCGUGUGGGGGUAGUCACCUUCUUCAGGGGAGGGCUUGCACUUUGAGGGCAUUGAUCAAUCCAGAAUUGUCAUUGGAGGCCCAAGUGAAUCCAAAUGUCUUUUUUAGCUUUGACUGAUUCACCAGCCCUGUCCUUUCUUGGCCAGAGAGAAUUAUCCAUGUUUGUGUUGAGGUCUGCAAAUUUCAUUAUGCCCUAAAUCAGUGAUUCUCAACCUGUGGGUCCCCAGGUGUUUUGGCCUUCAACUCCCAGAAAUCCUAACAGCUGGUAAACUGGCUGGGAUUUCUAGGAGUUGUAGGCCAAAGCACCUGGGGACCCACAGGUUAAGAACCACUGCUAUACAUAAUACUGCAAGAUAGUUUACCUGUUAACAGAUUCUUUGACGUAUUAUACCAGUACUUAGUCAACUUUCUUGAGUCAGAUUUAAGCAACUCAUCUUAAACUGGCUCCAAUGUGUUUUAAUGAACAAUACAUACAUAUAAUAAAAUAAUAUGUUUUUGUUUCUUGCCUGCCUUUCUUCAAGGCUCGAGGCAGAGUGAAACAUUAUUCCCUUAUAUUCCCAAUCCCCCCUUAAUGUCACUGCCAGACGAAUUUCUCUGAGUACCACCCAGAUCUACAAGUCAGUGGCGAUAAGAAAGAAGGCCGUCUUCAAUGCUUCCUUCCCAAAUAGAGCAUUGCCUUUUUUACAGAGGCUUGCCUGGUGCCUGCUUUGGAUUUUCCCAGCCAUUUUGGAGCUUUUCAGGAGCUCUUUGGUCAAUUUUGACCAUUUCAAUUUUUUAAAGUGUGAAGAUCUCACUUGGCUUAAUGAUGCAACUUAAACUUGCAUUAUCUGUUCUAUACUGUCAUUUUUAAAUUGUUGAUCAUUUGAUUUAUCCACUUUUUAAUGUAUACUGCCAAGGAACGUAAGUAAUAGAAAUACAAUAAAUGCAUUAUUUUACAAAUAGUGAGCUUUACUCCAUUCUGUUUCUGGGUUUUUUUUUUCUCCUUCCCUUGUGGCACACAAUCCUUAAUGGGGAACACAAACAUGAACCUACUGGAAAGGCUGCAUUCCGUGAUGAGGCUUCAGUUUCAUGUCAAUAUCAGGAGAGGUUUCGAAAAGGAUGUUUGUUAAAUUUAUCUAACAAAACUUCCUCUUUAACUGUACUGUUGACGCUUUCUGCUUGCACCGUGACAAUACAAAGAAAAGGCGUCUUAUAUUAAUUGGUCUGGAUUGAGAGAUUUGCCUGAGUGAAACCACUCCUGCUUUUACAUAGGGGAGAAGUGAUUUAUACUUAUCCCUCCACCCAUUUGUCAUCAAAUGCUUCUACAGAGGACACUUUUAUUCCUGGAAAAGGAAGACGCAACCUCAGGUAAAGGAGCAUGGGAAAUCCAAUCCACCCACCCAUGCAAUGGAAAACAAUACUCUGUUCCUUGGGGCUAAACCACUGACUUAGGCAGGAGCUACAAAAGUUUACUUCUUUGGACUAUAUUUCCCAGAAUCUCUAAACCUGCAUGCCACUAGUCCCAGGAAACAGAUGGGGAAAAUAAGGAUUCUGGAAAUCAUAGAACAAAAAAAAACCUCUGCUAUUAGGUCUCUCAUACUGCAGUUUUAAGAACCUGUGAAAGAGCAGGCAAAGACUCUUAAUGUUAAAUAUUGUUAAAGAGAACUUUUUGUCAGCCACUUCAAAAUAAAAGUGUAUAAAUGUCAAAA
This is a messenger RNA of Anolis carolinensis (green anole), 7744 nucleotides long. RefSeq names its product interferon alpha and beta receptor subunit 2 (gene ifnar2). The transcript has 11 exons. Gene Ontology annotation, molecular function: protein binding; interleukin-22 receptor activity. NCBI's taxonomy places the organism in Eukaryota, Metazoa, Chordata, Lepidosauria, Squamata, Anolidae. The coding region runs from base 453 to 2117 and encodes 554 amino acids. The record is from RefSeq and is a predicted model, not a curated record. Gene Ontology annotation, cellular component: plasma membrane. Gene Ontology annotation, biological process: cytokine-mediated signaling pathway.